AUGUCGAGAAAUAUGGUUCUUUCAAUUCCAGAAGAAGAUAGAAUCAGUGAUCUGCCGUACGAAGUUUUGGAACACAUUCUCUCCUAUCUUCCUACCAAAGACGCUGUCGCCACAACCUUCCUCUCAAAGAGAUGGAAAUCAGAAUCAGUAUGGCGCUCACAGCUCAACCUCCACUUCGACGACAAAACCAUUCCAGAUCCUUCCGCCUUUCGCCAAUUAUUGUACUCCGUCAUCACCAAGAGAGAUAACACUCUACCAAUCCACUCAUUCCACCUUAAUUCUCGCCACGACUACAACACUGAUUUCUACAAUUUUGUUUAUUCAUCAGUAAUUACACGAGGAGUUCAAAACCUCAGCAUCGAUCACUGCAAUAUAACGACGACUAAAACUUUCAUUCUGACGACAUUGCCUACUUUCGUUCUAACGACCAAAACUUUGUCAGUCCUCAAAUUGAAGACAAUAGCAUUGAACGAGGAUGAUCCAUACUUUGAGUUUGAUCUUCCUUCUCUAAAAGUUCUUCACUUGGAAUCUGUCGCUUUCACAUAUGACAAACAUAUCAGGAAACUUCUAUCUGCCUGUCCCAUUCUAGAGGAGUUGGAAACAAAGGAUUUAACUAUAAAGAGACUUGCUAAGCAUCUCCAAUUUGAUGUUCCAAGUCUAUCCAAUUUGGUCACAGCUGACAUUUCCGGUGGCUAUAUUGUGCUUGAUUGGCUCCAUAACGUCCAGCAUCUCCGCAUAAAACUGCGGUGGGUCAAUCCUUUACUUGCCAUGUUUCACAAUUUAAUCCAUAUGGAGCUUAGAUUCGACAGUAGCUAUCCAGCAGGGUUCAAAGGGGGGCGGCUGAUAAAACUUCUUCAAAAUUCCCCCAAGCUACAAACUAUGAUCAUUGAUGAGGUUUCUAACAUUAGGCAGCAUUACCUUUUUAAGUUAAGUUGUACUUCAAUAUAUUUUAGAAAAAUUUUAAUUGUGUAUAAUUGUCAGGGUGAUAUAGAAUGGAAGGACCCAAAAAUAGUUCCAGAAUGCCUUUUAUCUCAUCUUACAACAUGCUCACUUGGAAAUUACAGACGCUCAUAUGAUCAGAUUCAAUUUGCAAAAUAUAUAAUGCAGAAUUCAAUAGUACUGAGCACCAUGACAAUUCAGAUUGCCAAAUCCGUAAAGUCAGAUACAAAGAUCCAAAUGUGCAAGGAGUUAUCUUUGUGCCCAAGAAAUUCAGCCACAUGCAAACUUUUAUUUAUUUGAUCUUUCA
Messenger RNA from Trifolium pratense (red clover), 1246 nucleotides. Its product is annotated as F-box/FBD/LRR-repeat protein At5g56420-like. Gene Ontology annotation, molecular function: protein binding. The transcript has 2 exons. Bases 1 to 1239 code for a protein of 412 amino acids. NCBI's taxonomy places the organism in Eukaryota, Viridiplantae, Streptophyta, Magnoliopsida, Fabales, Fabaceae. The record is from RefSeq and is a predicted model, not a curated record.